Molecule: messenger RNA, 2874 nt
Organism: Dipodomys spectabilis (banner-tailed kangaroo rat)
Lineage: Eukaryota; Metazoa; Chordata; Mammalia; Rodentia; Heteromyidae
Gene: Ttc27
Product: tetratricopeptide repeat domain 27
Exons: 20
Coding region: 157-2688 (843 amino acids)
Molecular function (GO): protein binding
Source: RefSeq, a predicted model, not a curated record
CCUGGUGUUAGUAUCCGCACAUGGGCUGCUAGGCCUGUGGGGGUCCUCAUGGUAGUUGUACCCGCUGGACUGCCGCGACGUGGGGCCCUCCUCCUCUGACUUUUAGUUCGAACCUGUGACGCCCUCCCUGCCGUGGCUGCGGCGGAGUCCGGGGUGAUGUGGGCCCCGGAGAUGGCUGUGCUGAGGGGCUUUGCCACUGAGGCCGAGCGGCAGCAAUGGAAGCAGGAGGGGACGUCGGGACCAGACAGUGGAUCUUUCUUACAGUUGCUGUUAGAAGGGAGCUACGAGGCCAUACUGUUACAUUCAAUCACUCAAAAUAUUGUAAAUUCAACAAUGGUAACUGAAGAAAAGAUUGACAGCUGCCUGGAAAAACAGAUAGUCACAUUCCUGGAUUGCUCUGCAGAUUUGGAUGAAACAGAAAGACAGCAGCUGGUCUUCUUGCUUGGUGUGAGCAGUUUGCAGCUCUUCGUCCAGAGCAACUGGACUGGCCCUCCUACGUACUCAUAUCCUCAGGAGAUUCUGUCUUCUCUCUUAUUCCAGCAGUUCAGUGAGGUCAAAGAACUAGAUACAGUUGUCCUGAGUCUGCUCAUUCUAGAUGGUGAAUCAAUUUACAGCCUGACUUCAGUGCCUCUACUGCUGUUACUAGCUCGCGUUAUCUUAGUGAAUGUAAGACACAAGCUGACAGCUAUCCAGAGCUUGCCUUGGUGGACUUUGAGAUGUGUGAGUGUCCACCAGCAGUUGCUUGAGGAGCGCUCACCUCAGCUCUUUGUUCUUGCUGAGAACUGCAUUGACCAAGUGAUGAAACUGGAGAAUCUGUUUGUAGCUGCUUCAGGUCGAUAUUUGGCUAUUCAAUUCCACCUGGAAUGUGCAUAUGUAUUUUUGUAUUACUAUGAAUAUAAAAAAGCAAAAGAGCAGUUCAGUAUUGCUAAAGAUAUCAGCAAAUUACAAAUUAAUUUGACGGGUGCACUGGGAAAAAGGACACGAUUUCAGGAGAAUUAUGUGGCACAAUUGAUUCUGGAUGUCAGACGAGAAGGAGAUGCUCCUUCCCAGUGUGAAUUCAGUCCAGCAGCCACCCCUCAGGAACACUUAACCAAGAAUCUGGAGCUCAAUGAUGAUACUGUUCUGAAUGAGAUAAAGUUAGCGGACUGUGAGCAGUUUCAGGUCCCUGACCUAUGUGCAGAAGAGCUAGCUGUCAUCCUUGGAGUCUGCACAAAUUUCCAAAAGAACAAUCCAGUUCAUAAGCUAACUGAAGAGGAGCUGUUGGCUUUUACAUCCUGUUUGCUUUCACAACCAAAGUUCUGGGCCAUUCAGACAUCAGCCUUGAUCCUCCGGACAAAACUCGAGAGAGGAAGCACACGUCGAGUGGAGCGGGCAAUGAGGCAGACACAGGCUCUUGCAGACCAGUUUGAAGAUAAAACUACAUCUGUGUUGGAACGUCUGAAGAUUUUCUAUUCCUGUCAAGUACCACCUCACUGGGCCAUUCAGCGCCAACUUGCAAGUUUGCUCUUUGAGCUGGGAUGCACCAGUUCAGCCCUUCAAAUAUUUGAGAAGCUAGAGAUGUGGGAAGACGUGGUCAUUUGUUAUGAAAGGCUGGGGCAGCAUGGGAAGGCAGAAGAAAUUCUGAGGCAAGAGCUGGAGAAAAAAGAGACGCCGAGUUUAUACUGCUUGCUGGGAGAUGUACUCAGAGAUCACUCCUGCUACGACAAGGCCUGGGAGUUGUCCGGGCACCGCAGCGCCCGGGCCCAGCGCUCCAAGGCCCUGCUUCACCUUCGGAACAAGGAGCUUCAAGAAUGCGUGGAGUGUUUUGAACGCUCAGUGAAGAUUAACCCCAUGCAGCUUGGGGUAUGGUUCUCUCUAGGCUGUGCUUACUUGGCCUUGGAAGACUACGAUGGCUCAGCAAAGGCAUUUCAGCGCUGUGUAACCCUGGAACCUGAUAACGCAGAGGCUUGGAAUAAUUUAUCAACCUCCUAUAUCCGAUUAAAACAAAAAGUCAAAGCUUUCAGAACUCUACAAGAAGCUCUCAAGUGUAACUAUGAACACUGGCAGAUCUGGGAGAACUACAUCCUCACCAGCACGGAUGUCGGGGAAUUUUCAGAAGCCAUCAAAGCUUAUCACCGGCUGUUGGAUUUACGAGACAAAUACAAAGAUGUUCAGGUCCUUAAAAUUCUGGUCAGGGCAGUGGUUAAUGGAAUGCCUGAUCGAAGUGGAGAUGUUGCUACUGGCCUCAAGGGAAAGCUGCAGGAGCUACUUGGCAGAGUAACUUCAAGGGUGACCAACGACGGAGAAAUCUGGAGGCUGUACGCCCAAGCCUAUGGAAAUGGACAGAGUGAAAAGCCUGAGGAGAAUGAGAAGGCAUUCCAGUAUCUCUCAAAGGCCUACAAGUGUGAUACACAGUCCAAUUGUUGGGAGAAAGAUAUUACAUCAUUUAAGGAAGUUGUUCAAAGAGCCUUAGGACUUGCACAUGUGGCUAUAAAAUGCAGUGAAAACAAAUCAAGCCCCCAGGAAGUUGUGCAGAUGCUGUCUUCAGUCCGACUCCACUUGCGCGGCUUGUUAUCCAAAGCAAAGCAAAACUUUACAGAUGUGGCAAGUGGAGAGAUCUCCGGGGAGUUAGUGGAUGAUGUAGCAGCUGUGGACACCUUGGUACUAAAGCUCCAAGACCUGAGCAACCAGUUUCGGAAUCAGUAUUGACCAUGCCGGAGAAGGUUCUGGAAAAGGGGCUUUAAACUCCUCCAGUAUCUCUCAUGCCUGUAUAUCGAAACACAGAAUACUUGUUCUUAAAACAAAUUUGUGUUAUGCCUAACAUUCUUGUUUUUGUGAUGUUCCUGUUUGUAUUGUCUAAAAUACAUUAAAUAAAAAUGUCCCUAUUUUUUAUUU